AUGGGAGAGUGGGCUUUUCUGUCCUCUCUGUUGGACAAGGUUCAGUCCCACUCCACAGUCAUCGGGAAAGUUUGGCUCACUGUACUUUUCAUCUUCAGGAUCAUGGUGUUGGGAGCUGGAGCAGAGAAGGUGUGGGGGGAUGAACAGUCCAACAUGAUUUGCAACACCAAACAGCCCGGCUGCAAGAACGUCUGCUACGAUCACGCCUUCCCAAUCUCGCAUAUCCGUUUCUGGGUCCUCCAGAUCAUCUUCGUCUCCACGCCGACGCUGGUCUACCUCGCUCACGUCCUCCACGUCAUCCACAAAGAGAACAAGCUGAGGGAAUACUUGCAGGCGCACUCUGGGAGCGAGCUGAUCAAAAUGCCCAAGUACUCUGAUGAAAAGGGCCAUGUCAAGAUCAAAGGCAACCUGCUGGGCAGCUACAUCGCCACCAUAUUCUUCAGGAUCAUUCUGGAGGUGGCGUUCAUCGUGGGGCAGUAUUACCUAUACGGGUUCGUGAUGGACCCAAGAAUCGUCUGCUCCCGAGCACCCUGCCCCUUCACGGUGGAGUGCUUCAUGUCUCGCCCCACAGAGAAGACCAUCUUCAUCAUCUUCAUGCUCGCAGUGGCCUGUGUUUCUCUGCUGCUCAACGUGGUGGAGAUCUUCUACCUGCUGUGCACUCGCGUUCGCUCCAGAAGGUCUAGAACAGCACCGAUGGCUGCCAUCACCAUGCACCCCCGUUUCAGCGGUAACAGUCUGAUGCAGAAUGAGAAGCUCAGCCUGCACGCUGCCAGUCACAGCACAGCCUGA
Molecule: messenger RNA, 789 nt
Organism: Myripristis murdjan (pinecone soldierfish)
Lineage: Eukaryota; Metazoa; Chordata; Actinopteri; Holocentriformes; Holocentridae
Product: gap junction Cx32.2 protein-like
Exons: 2
Coding region: 1-789 (262 amino acids)
Biological process (GO): cell-cell signaling
Cellular component (GO): connexin complex
Molecular function (GO): gap junction channel activity
Source: RefSeq, a predicted model, not a curated record